AUGCCCGCCUCGGAGUUCGAAUCGACCAAGGCCAAACCUCUAGCUGCAGUCGACCUCGCCACGGUCGCCACCUCCAGCAACCACCCAUCAUCCACCACUGGGACUGCAACUGCAACUGCAACUGCAACUGCAAAUGCAACUGUGCCGUCGACAUGGAGUGUGGAUCCCUCCUUCCAGGACAUUGACUCGGACACCGAUUCAGAGGUCGAACCACAUGAUGACGACGAUUGGCAAGCCAUCAUGGAUGCAGGUACGUCAUCCCGUGCCGUUCGACAACAAGUAUCCUGAGCGCAAACUCGGUUCGUUGCAGCCGAAGCAGCCUUUUCAGAUGAUCAAGUCGACGAGAUGAUUUCUUACCUCAAGGAGAACGGCCUUUUCAACUUUGUGAACCGUUAUGUCGAUCAAGAGCACAUCCCGAUACCCAAGCUUUUGCUCGUUUUUGGGAUCCUCAUCGUCAGCGCGGAAUCGAAUUCCCAUCUGCCGGGUCCGCGAACCGAGUCGCUGAUCCCCUGCCAUGUUCAUACCGCGUGAACUACAGCCCCCCCACGUCGAUCGGAUACAUGAUCAAUUGAGGCUACUCAAGAUCGCAGCUUCGAGGGUGUAAGCAUCAAAAUCACUUCCCAAGACGGGCAGAGUGUGAAAUGAAACUUAUCCCUUCCCCACAGACUGCGCAACAGAGAUCGACUCGAGCAAUACAGCACCGUCGACGACGUCGUCGAACUGAUCCGAAAAUCCAAGAACAUCAUGGUACUCACCGGAGCAGGCGUAUCUGUGCGUCUUCUCUCGUGCCUCCCGUCUGUCGAAGGAGGAUUCUCGACUCACCUCACUGCCUCCCCUCUACCAAUCGCAGACGUCGUGCGGCAUCCCUGAUUUUCGAUCACCGACAGGGUUAUAUGCAAGACUAAAGGAGGAGCACUGGGAAUUGGACGAUCCUCAACAGGUGCGUGUUCAUACCCUCUGCUUGGCCUAAGGGGCACUCGAGCGGCUCCGUCGUUUCAAGGUCAGCACAGACGCUGAGGCGCUCCUUCGUCGUUCGCCGUGUCUUGGUUGGCAGAUGUUCGAUCUGGACUACUUCAAGGAAAAGCCCAACGUGUUUUACUCGUUUGCCAAAGUGCUUCAACGACUGGCUGCCCCUUGGGUCCUUGUAGCAGAUCUCUGAACCUAUUUCAUCGACUGCCUUUCAGGAAAUCUACCCGUCCAACUUCACCCCUUCCCCCUGCCACCGCUUCGUCAAAGUCCUCGAAGACAACGACAAGCUUCUACGCAACUACACGCAAAAUAUCGAUGGUCUUUUCGAACGCACGGGCGUGCGCAAAAUGUUGAAUUGUCAUGGUGCGUGGCGUGCGAGAAUCUCUCACACCCAGGACUCGGUGUUUCUUCCGAGGGGCUGAUCUCUUGGGGCUUCUUGUUCGGUACGUACCGACAGGUUCUUUCGCCACCGCUUCUUGUUUGCGUUGUCGAACCCAGUUUCCCGGAUCGGCGAUCGAAGCCGACGUAUUCGCCUCUCGAGUUCCAUUAUGUCCUCAUUGUACCGCCUCGGACGAACAAGCAGCGCAAGCAGCUGCAACAGCAGCAGCGCAACUCACCACCCUAUCCAAGAAUGCAAAGAAGAAGAAAACCAAAUCCUCAAACGCAUGGCAAUCCGACGCUUCCGACGGCUCCCAAGACGACGAUGACGGUCUAGACCGUUCCGAAUGGUUCAACAAACCGCUCAUCAAACCGGAUAUCGUGUUCUUCGGCGAACCCCUCCCCUCGACGUUUGACAGGUCCUUACUCCUAGAUCGAGAACAGGUCGACCUCCUCAUCGUCAUCGGCACCUCGUUGAGGGUUUCGCCUGUAGCGACGAUCGUAUCGCAUUUACCGCAUUCGGUUCCGCAGGUGUUGAUCAAUAGGGAUCCGAUCACACAUGCGAACUUUGAUGUCGUUCUGUUGGGCGAUGGGGAUACGAUCGUCAGGCAUUUGUGUGAGAGAUUGGGCAAGGCGUUUGAAUUAGGCGGUGGGGUUGGGAUUGGGGGAGGGGGAGGUGGCGUUCAGGAUGAAGGGGAGGGUAUGGAAGGUCCCGAGAGGGUUGCGGAGAGUCAUGUGUGGUUAUUCAAGGGGAGUGAUAGGGAGAGUCGGUUCGUCAAGAUGGUCAGGCAGGCCUAUGAGGACGACGGGGACGAUGAGGAGGAGGAUGGGCAAGGGGAAGGGGAAGGGGAAGGGGAAGAGGAGAGACGGAGUUCGGAAGGACAAGAUCGAUCAGAAACACGAGAGGAAGGUCGUGAGGAGGAACAAUCGACCUUGGUCACAGCCGGUGACUUGGUCCGAUCGAAGAACCUCGAUUCGUUCGACGACGAAGUGUUAGAGAAUGCUACACCGGAUGUGAUGCAAGAUCCGAACGGGAAGCCCCAACCAAGGCGGAGCCGUAGUCCUCCAUCCGAUCCGGCAGAAGAAGCAGCGUCGAAACGGGUCAAAGUAGGUUAG
Messenger RNA from Microbotryum saponariae, 2463 nucleotides. Lineage: Eukaryota; Fungi; Basidiomycota; Microbotryomycetes; Microbotryales; Microbotryaceae. The record is from the annotation of a GenBank genome assembly.